AUGACCAGCGUUAUAGAAAGAUCAAGGGGAUUUGGACACUCCAGAUCAAAUUCGCGUUCUCAUUCCCAUUCCGAGGAAAGGCAGUGGGAGACUGUCCAAGCUAAAACUUUCAUGAAAUGGCUCAAUACCAAACUGGAAGCUUGCAGUAUUGAGCCAAUGACUGAUCUCGCUCGAGAUCUGAGCAAUGGCGUUAGACUGAUUCAACUUAUGGAGAUAAUGGGUGACGUGAACCUUGGUAGAUACAACGUCAACCCUCGUAUGCGCGUACAGAAAGCCGAGAACGUCACCAAAGCACUCGACUUUAUAAGGUCGCGAGGGAUCGUCUUGACGAAUAUUGGUCCGGAAGACAUAAUGGAUCAGAAUUUGAAGCUAAUUUUGGGCAUGAUUUGGACAUUGAUUUUGAGAUUUACUAUUGCAGAGAUUAGUGAGGAAGGUCUCCAAGCAAAGGAAGGAUUGCUGCUUUGGUGUCAAAGAAAGACAGCGCCAUAUCAAGAUGUAAACGUGGAGAAUUUUACAAGCAGCUGGGUGGAUGGCUUUGCAUUGUGUGCUUUGAUACACUGUCACAGACCCGAUCUUCUCGAUUAUCACGCCCUAGAUCCCGUUGAUAGGUUCAGUAACACGAAACUCGCAUUCGACAUCGCGGAGCAGCACCUAGGCAUACCACAACUAUUGGAUGUCGAGGAUCUGUGCACACGACCAGACGAGCGUUCAACCAUGACAUAUGUCGCAUCGUAUUUCCACGCCUUCUCAUCAAUGGAUCGUCAAGAGACGAAUGCCAGACGCGUAGCAGCAUUUGCUGACGUCAUGGCUAGUGUAUGGCAGGCAUCCAAUCGGUACGAAGUCAAGGUCAGAGCUUUGUUGUGGUCGCUCGAGCAGUUAAAAAUUGAGUGGGGGAGCUCUCCGCCUGCAGACAGCUAUGCAGAUGUCAAGCUCCAGAGUGGCCAACUAGCAGAACACAAAAAGACAACAAAGAGAACUUAUGUUUCUGAGAAGGCUGACUGUACCGCAUUGUUUGGCAACAUUCAGACAAAAUUAAAGACUUAUAAACUUCGUCCGUACGACCCUCCAGUCGGGGUGCGUUUAGUUGAUCUUGACGAGAAAUGGGCGAUGAUGGCUGAAGCUGAAGCAAACAGAUCAAGAGCUAUCAAUGCUCGUAUCAGAGAUAUCAAAGAGCUUUUGCGCAGGUCGUUUGCACAAGUAGCUAAUUCUUUCGAGAGGUCCUUGUCUCGGAUCACUGUUGCUAUCGGUGAGCUGGACGGUAAAUUAGAAUCACAGCUCACAAUAGUAAAGGAACUUCAAGCAAAAAUGGAACCACUGGCUCAACAGCUUCACGGCGGUUUGUACCUAUUGGAGAGGGAUUGUUUGGAAGCAAACAUCGAAGAGAAUGACUAUACCAUCUUUUCUUUCGAUGAUCUUGAAUUUGAGUUUGAGCUAGUGCAGCUUAAUUUGAAGAACAAGUUUGCGUUCCUCGAGAACCAGAUCGUUUCUAGAGAGGCAAGCAAUGUGACACCCGAUAAGCUUGAAGAGUUUGAAAGCACAUUCAGGUACUUUGAUAGAGAUGACAGUAAUUGCCUUUCAUAUGGGGAAUUUGGAGCAGCACUCGCAAGUCUUGGUAUUACGUAUCCAGAGGAUGAAAUGGUAGAGAUACACGAUAUGCUAGCAAAGGAGAGUGAACUGGAUGGAUAUGUCAGUUUCAGGGAGUUUGUGAGGUACAUGGUGGAGAUAAUGGAGGACAGCACGGACAAGGAUCAAGUGAGAGAGGCAUUUGAAGGGGUGUCUGGGAACAAACCAUACGUGACGGAAGUGGAUAUCAAGCUAUCAGCGUUGGGGGGACAGACGAUGGAAAGCCUCAAGACGCAGCUGCCAGUGAUUGAGGAAGAUGGCGAAGAAGGAUACGUGUAUGACUAUAACAAGUUUUUGGAUGAACAAUUCAUGUAA
Messenger RNA from Wallemia ichthyophaga EXF-994, 1938 nucleotides. Its product is annotated as Alpha-actinin-like protein 1. Bases 1 to 1938 code for a protein of 645 amino acids. Gene Ontology annotation, biological process: actin cytoskeleton organization; actin filament bundle assembly. Gene Ontology annotation, molecular function: actin lateral binding; calcium ion binding. Gene Ontology annotation, cellular component: actomyosin contractile ring; actin filament bundle; plasma membrane. NCBI's taxonomy places the organism in Eukaryota, Fungi, Basidiomycota, Wallemiomycetes, Wallemiales, Wallemiaceae. The transcript is spliced from 12 exons. The record is from RefSeq and is a predicted model, not a curated record.